GCGGACUACAAUCUACGGCCUAUGUAUUCAUAGACGAGUGAACGCAGGGGAGAGGAGGGGUCCCGCCUAAUCCACCCGCGGACGCAUUCCUUGGGCUGUUGGGCACCACCUGCUCUCUGCUUUGAGUUGUUGAGUUGCUGCUGUUUUCCAUGGCCUUAUGCUUCUCUUCUUCACCUGAUCUUUUCUCUUCUCCAAUUAAUUUUCAACCAUUCUCUCUCCUCCAAAACUGCACCUCUCCACAACACCUAACCCAAAUUCAUGCUAAAAUCAUCCGUUCAAAUCUCACCUCUAAUCAUCUUGUUGCCACCCAAUUACUCCGCCUCUAUUCUUCCUAUGGUAAUCUCAAUUACGCCACUUCAAUCUUCCAUCAUAUCCCUUCUCCUUCAACCUUCACUUGGAAUCUCAUCAUCAGAGCUCACACAAUCAACGGCUCAUCUUCUCAGUCUCUUAUUCUCUACAAUCUUAUGAUUUGCACCGGCGUCGCACCCGAUAAAUUCACCUUUCCCUUUGUUUUAAAAGCAUGUGCCGUUACUUCUGCCGUGGAAAAGGGGAAGGAGGUUCAUGCUAUGGCGAUUAAAACUGGGUAUUAUGGUAGAGAUAUGUUUGUUAAGAAUACCCUUUUGAAUAUGUACUUGAAAUGUGAUCAUUUAGAGUGUGCACGCAAGGUGUUUGAUGAAAUGCCUGUGAGAAAUGUUGUUUCUUUGACGACGAUGGUAUCAGGUUUGAUUGAGUGUGGGGAGUUGGAUUGUGCUAGGAGGUUGUUUGAUGAAAUGCCUGUGAGAAAUGUGGUUUCUUGGACUGCUAUGAUUAAUGGGUAUGUGGCAAAUGGAAGGCCUCAAGAGGCGUUUGAAUUGUUCUCAGAAAUGCAGGUGGAGGGAGUUAGACCUAAUGAGUUCACUCUUGUUAGCUUGCUGAGAGCGUGUAUCGAGCUUGGGAGUCUUGAGUUAGGGUCUUGGGUCCAUGAUUAUGCCAUAAAGAAUGGGUUUGAAUUGGGUGUUUACCUUGGGACGGCCCUCCUUGACAUGUAUAGUAAGUGUGGUAGUUUAGAGGAGGCCAGGAAAGUGUUUGAUAUGAUGGAGAGAAGGAGCUUAGCAACUUGGAACUCAAUGAUUUCGAGCUUGGGUGUGCACGGGUGUGGAGACGAGGCAUUGGCACUCUUUGAGGAGAUGAUGGAGGAAAAUGUGAUGCCUGAUGCAAUCACAUUUGUUGGGGUAUUGAGUGCUUGCAUUCAAACACAUAGAGUUGAUGAAGGUUUAAAUUACUUUGAUUUCAUGACCAAAGAGUGUGGUAUCAUGCCUGUUGUAGAGCAUUAUGUUUGUAUGUAUGAGCUGUGGGCUCGUGCCAAGGUAAAUGCAAAGACCAUGAGUUUUAUGCGCAUUUCAUUGUCCAAUUGGACGAUAUGACGUGUGUUGGCAUGUACAUCUCAAUGACCGCACUAGUAACAUCCUAAAUGAUUUAACCUGCAAGCUACUGUGGCGGAUUAUAGCUAGGAACAAAGGUGUUGAUAAGUGUUGAUAAGUCAAGAAUUAUUACAAAUACCCGUAUUGUGGCGGCUGCAGCGUGCAAGCAUGGAAUCCAUGAACUAUACGAUGCGAUUGAGGCUGAGAUCCUAAGUUCCUAACAUCUAUGAAGGAAACCAGGCAUGGAGAAUCAUAAAUAAGGGGGAGUAAAAGAUAGUCAAAGUUAUGACGUGAAUAGUGCCUGCGGUCAAAAUGUAGCAACUAAAUUGGGAUGGAGGGAGUAUAUAGUCUUGAUGUAAGUAAGAAAUAGCAAGCUGUUUGUUGAUUAUUAGUGGUAAAGUUUGUCUUUUCAUGAGAGCAUGAACAAUGAUGGGAAUAUGGUUGAUAUUUUAAAUAACUUAAAUUGUUGUAAUCUCUAACUAUAUAAUAAAAAUUAUUUAAAUUUGA
Beta vulgaris subsp. vulgaris (sugar beet) is the source of this 1907-nucleotide messenger RNA. RefSeq names its product pentatricopeptide repeat-containing protein At3g26630, chloroplastic. The record is from RefSeq and is a predicted model, not a curated record. Lineage: Eukaryota; Viridiplantae; Streptophyta; Magnoliopsida; Caryophyllales; Amaranthaceae. The transcript has 2 exons. Gene Ontology annotation, biological process: RNA modification. The coding region runs from base 150 to 1403 and encodes 417 amino acids. Gene Ontology annotation, molecular function: RNA binding; protein binding.